This is a messenger RNA of Lolium perenne, 768 nucleotides long. NCBI's taxonomy places the organism in Eukaryota, Viridiplantae, Streptophyta, Magnoliopsida, Poales, Poaceae. The record is from RefSeq and is a predicted model, not a curated record.
AUGCAGGUUCCUAAUCCAAUGCUUAACAUCCAGGGCCACCACCACUUGCCACCACCGCGCACAGGCCGCGCCCAGCAUGCGCCCACGCUGCCGAGCUGCCAGGCCCGCACGUCAUGCCACCAGCUCCUGCCUGCAGCGCGCAAGCUCUGCCCGCGCCUUUCCCUGCUGGCUCCACCCACGCGCUCCGCCGCGACCCGCACAGCGCCUUCGCACCGCCCCCGCACGCAGCAGCACGCAGCACACAUCCCCACCGCCAGGAACUCGUCGCUCGCCUUGCUGCUAAGCCAGCCUCGCGCCGCCGCCAAUCGAGCUCACUCUGCACCUGCAUUCCUCUCGCACGGCAACCGUCCGCCCCAAGCGGUAUCUCUGCUAGCCUCCGCCCGGUACAAGCCUCGAGAGGAGUACAUCAAGGGAGGCCCAACACCGGACAUGGAAGGAGAAGGAGGCCACAGCCCAGGGCCGGCACUGCCACCCCAGACAAGCCGGCACUACCGCUGCGCACACCCCGACAUUGCUGGCCAAGGCACCCCGGCAGUGCCGCCCGGAGCACCCUGGCACUACCGGCCAGGACACCCCGACACUGCCGGCCGAAGCACCCCGGCACUGCCGGCCCAGGUACCCCCGCACUGCCGCCUGAAGCCCCCGACGCCUAGAACAGCAAGGGCCGACACUGCUGCCCUGAACACCCCGGCACUGCCGACCCCACCAAAGUCAACUUCAUCAGAACCGUCCAAUUUAAUCAUGUGGCUGUGUUUAUUUCGCAAAUGA